This is a messenger RNA of Lactuca virosa, 1906 nucleotides long. NCBI's taxonomy places the organism in Eukaryota, Viridiplantae, Streptophyta, Magnoliopsida, Asterales, Asteraceae. The record is from the annotation of a GenBank genome assembly.
UUUUUUUAUCUUUGUUACUCAUUUCUUGAUCAUGUGUUCACAACAUGCAGUGAUUUCCGUAAUAAUUCGUUUUCAAGUGUUAUUGGGGUUUUAAAUCCACCUGUUAAUGCUAGCCUAAGGCUAAAUGGAAAUCCAAUUUGUCGAAAUUCAAGCAUACAAAACAAAGACGAAUUCUGUGGGCCAAAAGAUUAUGGAGAAUACAUGCGUUCCUUUUCAAAAGACGCAACCGAUUGUCCAAUUCAAUCAUGUCCCACAGACAAUUACUUUGAAUAUGUUCCAGAAUCCCCAAUUCCUUGUUUUUGUGCUUCACCUCUUAGAAUCGGGUAUCGCCUAAAAAGUCCAAGCUUUUCUUAUUUUCCACCAUAUCGUGAGCAAUUCGAAACAUAUGUCACUAGUGCUCUUGAUUUGGAAUUCUAUCAACUAUCUAUCGACUCGAUUAUGUGGGAAAAAGGACCUCGUUUAAGGAUGUAUCUUAAACUUUUCCCUAAAGCUGGCAUCGAUCAUUCAAGUACAUUCAGUACAAGUGAUGUUUUGCGUAUCAAAGGCAUUUUUACAACAUGGGUAUUUCCUGGAAGCCACUUAUUUGGACCCUAUGAGCUUCUCAAUUUCACUCUUCUUGGACCUUAUUCACACUUGAAUGUUGAAACACCGAGCAAAGGUAUAAGCAAGGGCGUUUUGGUAACAACAGUAGUUAUAGGAGUCGUUUGCGCUUUAGCAAUUUCUUCAAUACUUACUGUUGUGAUCAAGAAACGACACGAGAGAUACAAGCACACAUCAUCAAGAAAAUCUUUACUCGCGAAACUUUCCAUCAAAAUCGAUGGGGUUAAAAGCUUCACUUUUAGAGAAAUGGCGAUUGCAACUCAAAACUUUAGUGAUUCGAGUCUUGUGGGGAGAGGAGUUUCACUUCUUGGAUAUUGUGAUGAGGAAAAGGAACAGAUGCUGGUUUAUGAGUACAUGCCUAAGGGAACAUUGCGUGAUUGGCUUAAUGCAAAAUCUGGAGAAGCUUUGAGCUUCCGUAUGAGGUUACACGUGGCAUUGAACUCAGCUAAAGGGAUUCUUUAUCUUCACACAGAAGCCAAUCCACCAAUAUUCCAUCGUGAUAUCAAAUCAAGCAAUAUUCUUCUCGACUCCAAAAUGACUGCAAAAGUUGCUGAUUUUGGGCUUUCAAGACUCGCACCAAUCUUGGAUGACAAUGGAGUUGGGCCUAAUUAUGUAUCCACACUUGUUAGAGGAACACCCGGUUACCUUGAUCCUGAAUACUUAUUAACCCAUAAGUUGACAGACAAAAGUGAUGUUUAUAGCCUUGGAGUUGUGCUUUUAGAGAUCUUGACUAGCAUGAAGCCAAUAUCACAUGGCAAAAACAUUGUUCGUGAGGUGAAAAUAGCUCAUGAAACAGGAACGAUGUUCUCAAUUGUAGACAGCAGAAUGGGUUCAUACCCUUCUGAAUGUAUUGAGAAGUUUGUACUUUUGGCUCUUUGGUGUUGCAAGGAUAAGCCUGAGAAAAGGCCAAGUAUGGUGGAUGUGGUGAGGGAAUUGGAGCAAAUACUUGAAAAGAUGCCAAAAGAUGAGUUGUUGGAUCCGGAUUCAAACUACUUUGUGGAAUCAUCAUCAAUGUCUUCUUUGUAUAGCUCAUCAAAUGUUCAUGGAAGUAGUGAUCUUACUAGUGGUGGUAGCCCCUUAGUGUAUCCUCGUUGAUGUACAAACAAAUUCAAAUUUUGCACAAAGAAAGGUGAAAAAUAGGAAUUGUAUAUCUAUGUGUAUAGAAAAAGUAUGAUUAUGAUGUGAGAGUUGAGAGCAAUGUAGUUUGUUGUACAUUACAACAUGGUAGAGAAGAUUUUUAUACUCUCGUUGUGAUUUUGUAUUUUCCCUUUUUCAAAAUGAAUGCAAAGUUUUUGAUUUGUUGUCA